Messenger RNA from Histoplasma mississippiense, 2808 nucleotides. RefSeq lists its product as hypothetical. Lineage: Eukaryota; Fungi; Ascomycota; Eurotiomycetes; Onygenales; Ajellomycetaceae. Bases 1 to 2808 code for a protein of 935 amino acids. The record is from RefSeq and is a predicted model, not a curated record. The transcript is spliced from 10 exons. Gene Ontology annotation, cellular component: HOPS complex; endosome. Gene Ontology annotation, molecular function: protein binding; protein-macromolecule adaptor activity. Gene Ontology annotation, biological process: vacuole organization; vesicle-mediated transport; organelle fusion.
AUGGCUUUGACCUCGUGGAAAACGUUUAACUUCUUCGACGUCGCCCCUGUCCAAUUCCCGGACGACGAUAGCUCGAUCUUCAAUGGGGACAUAAGCAGCAUCUGCUCUGGCUCUGAGAACCUCUUCCUCGGCACAUCCGAUGGCAUCGUCCACAUCUUGUCGCAGACCUUCAAGGUACUGCGCACCUUCAAAGCACACGACACAGGUUCCAUCACGCACAUGAGGCAGGUUGAUUCCACCUCGCUGAUCGUCACCAUCUCGGAGGACCUGCUGAACGACCCGGUGUUGAAGGUCUGGGCGUUGGAUAAGGAAGAGAAGAAAACCGGGUCACCGAAGUGUUUGUCGACGGUCCAAGUGCACAAUGGACGGAGGCAAUUUCCGGUAUCCGCCUUCGUCAUCCUCCCAGACCUAUCCCAGCUUGCUGUCGGCUUUGCAAAUGGCUCCGUCACUGUGAUCCGUGGCGACCUAAUCCACGACCGAGGCGCAAAGCAACGCACAGUCUUUGAAUCCGAAGAGCCCAUUACCGGCCUGGAAAUCCAGCACGGGCCCGUAACGACCCUCUACAUCGCUACGACGGGCCGGAUCCUCACACUCGUCAUUGCGGGCAAGGGCCAGGGCCAACCCGCCCGCGCGCUUGAGGACCUAGGCUGUGGCGUGGGUUGUAUGACGAUCGAUCGCGAAACGGGCGAUAUAAUACUUGCUCGCGAAGAUGCGAUAUACACAUACGGCGUUUCUGGUGGCCGGGGUCCUAGCAUUGCGUUUGAGAGUCCGAAGACGUCCAUAAAUGCGUUUAGGGAUUAUAUAGCGCUCAUCUGUCCGCCUAGACCGGCGUUGCCGAAGUCUUCUGAUGCACUCCGACGGCUUGGUGGUAGCGGUGGUGGCGGACAGGUUGAUGAAAUCUUGACUACAUCGACGUUUACGAUAUUAGAGCCAGAUUUGAAAUUUGUUGCUCACACUGAGUCAUUCCCAUCCAGGGUGAAAUAUGUGUUUAUGGAGUGGGGUGAUUUGUUUAUUGUUAGUGUGGAUGGGAUGGUUUAUCGAUAUCGUGAAAAGUCUCUCCAGCAGAAGUUGGAAAUCCUCUACCAGCGAAACCUUUAUAUUUUGGCUAUCAAUCUUGCCCAGAAAGCUGGUAUUGAUACGCUACAGCAAAAUAUCAUCUUCCGCAAAUACGGCGAUUAUCUAUAUCAGAAGGGGGAUUAUGAUACUGCAAUGCAACAAUAUCUACGCGCAAUUAAUAAUACAGAACCCUCCCAGGUUAUUCGAAAGUUCCUAGAUACCCAACGUAUCCACAACCUUAUCGAAUAUCUCGAAGAGCUCCACGAUCAUGAAAAGGCGACUGCUGAUCAUACAACGCUACUCUUGAACUGUUAUGCAAAGUUAAAAGACACCAGCAAGCUCGAUUCGUUCAUCAAGGCUCCCGGUGAACUGAAAUUUGACCUAGAGACUGCCAUUGCGAUGUGUCGACAGGGCGGUUAUUACGAGCAAGCUGCAUACCUAGCGAAAAGACAUAACGAAAACGACAUGGUGAUCGACAUUUUGAUUGAAGACUCUCGGAAAUAUGAAGAGGCAUUGAAGUAUAUCUGGAGUCUGGAGCCUGAUAUUGCAUAUCCAAACCUCAUGAAAUAUGCUCGUGUUCUCCUAGGCCAUUGCCCACAAGAGACCACAAAGCUUUUCAUCCAGUAUUAUACAGGUCGCUUCCGACCCCGGCGAACAGCUGAAGAGGAACCGGCAGAGAGACCCCAACCACAAACCGGAAGCGCCAUCCAAAGUCUAACCUCCUUCAUCCCAUUGCCAGGAUCACAGGGACCGAAAGCCCCGGCUGCCCAGCCGCAAUUAUCCCCAGAGCUCGAGUCACCAAUUCAAUAUGACAUACCGAAAGCGCGUAGUGCUUUUUCAGCAUUCGUGGAUCAGCCGCAGAAGUUUAUAGAAUUUCUAGAAGAGUUGAUUAAACAGCAUAAUCUGAAAGAGGAGGAUAGGGUGGAUCUGUAUACGACUUUGUUUGAGAUGUAUUUGGAUACGGCGAUGCAUACCAAGGGGGAUGGUGAGAGGCAGGAGUGGGAGGGCAAGGCGAAGAAGUUAAUUGAAGGGAAAAAUAUUCCCGUAUCCACCUCGAAUGUUUUAUUACUCUCCGACCUCUCGAAUUUCCGGGAGGGUACGACCCUAGUCCGAGAACAGCAAGGCUUGUGUUCGGAUAUAUUCCGCUCUUACACCUCGGCCAAAGACACUGCUGGCGUCAUCAAAGCUCUAAGAAAAUAUGGCCCGCAAGAGCCUCAAUUAUACAUCGACGCCCUAGCGUACUUCUCAUCUAGUCCGAAGAUCCUCGAAGAAGCCGGCGACGAGCUGCAUGAGGUUCUCAGAAAGAUCGAUAAGGAUGGGUUAAUGGCUCCGCUGCAGGUGAUCCAGGCACUGAGCAACAAUGCGGUGGUGACAAUGGGAAUGAUAAAGAAGUAUCUCAGCGACAAUAUCGAGAGGGAACGGAAGGACAUUGCAAAUAACCGCUGCCUAAUAUCCAGCUACACUGCCGACACCGAGGCAAAGCAAAAAGAAAUCGACGAGCUAGGCACCAGGCCCUUCGUCUUCCAAGCACGCAGCUGCUCUUCUUGCCACGAUAGACUAGACCUGCCCACCGUACACUUCCUCUGCAAGCACUCAUUCCACCAAAGGUGUCUUAACAGGGUUGAUGAGGACGCUGAGUGUCCUGUAUGUGCGCCGCAGAAUGCGACUAUUCGAGCUAUCCGCGAAAGGCAGAUUAAGUCUGCUGGCCAGCACGAUAUGUUUAAGAAACGAGAAUUCAAUUAUUGUAAUUGA